This is a messenger RNA of Loa loa (African eye worm), 372 nucleotides long. RefSeq lists its product as hypothetical. The transcript has 3 exons. NCBI's taxonomy places the organism in Eukaryota, Metazoa, Nematoda, Chromadorea, Rhabditida, Onchocercidae. The record is from RefSeq and is a predicted model, not a curated record. The coding region runs from base 1 to 372 and encodes 123 amino acids.
AUGAUGAAAAUUGAUGAGAGUGAUAAAAUUGAUGAGAAAAGUUAUGUGAGUAAAUUUGGAGCAAAUCGAUUACAUUCAAUUAAUAUUUAUGAUGUUAUAACAAUUUUAAGAAUCUAUACUGUACCUGUAAAUCUUAUGGAUACACAGUUAACACAACAAAGUCACAUAUGCUAUCACAAAUAUAUGAAACACCACCAACAUUAUGCAUCUGUUUUGUAUGUAUGUAAGUUAACAAAGUAUUACAUGUACAUAUCCGAAUAUCAUUUACAGAUGAGUGGAAUCGAAAAGAAGAAAGAACUACAUGAAGAUGAUAGCACGUGGUACAUGAAUCUGACUAUCUUCGAGCUCAUUAAGUAUUUUUAUCAAAUAUAA